Molecule: messenger RNA, 2008 nt
Organism: Anoplopoma fimbria (sablefish)
Lineage: Eukaryota; Metazoa; Chordata; Actinopteri; Perciformes; Anoplopomatidae
Gene: lrrc47
Product: leucine rich repeat containing 47
Exons: 7
Coding region: 23-1693 (556 amino acids)
Biological process (GO): phenylalanyl-tRNA aminoacylation
Molecular function (GO): phenylalanine-tRNA ligase activity; RNA binding; protein binding
Source: RefSeq, a predicted model, not a curated record
CUUUACUGCUCCAGCAUUCAGCAUGGAGGACAUGGAGGACUGGCCAGAGAUAGAGAAAGCAGCCACAGAGAAGAGGCGUGAGCUGGUUUUCCAGGGUGCAGCCUUCGAUGAGAGGAUCUCCUCCAACGGGGGACUCUCCUCCUCCAUCUACUCCCUCAAACUGCUCAAUUACCUGGAGGUCAGCCAGUGCCCGAGUCUGACAGAGAUCCACGAGGACAUCCAGCGUCUGACCAACCUGCAGAGCCUCAUUCUGUGCAGGAACAGACUCAGCUCCAUCCCCAAUGUGGUGGGUCAGCUCAAGUCCCUGAAGGUGCUGGAUGUCUCUGCCAACAACCUGAGCGCCUUACCUGAAGGCAUCACUCACCUGAAGGAGCUGACCACCCUCAAUGUGAGCUGCAACAGCCUGCAGGUUCUCCCGGAGGGGCUGAGCCUCUGCACCAAGCUGUCCAUCAUCAAUGUCUCCAAGAAUCAGAUCACAGGUUUCCCUGCUGAUUUCUACUCAGAGAAGCUGGAUCUCCUCAGCAACCUGGUGGCUUAUGACAACUCCAUUGAGCAGCUGAGUGGAGAUGUUCACAAGCUGUCUGCUCUGAAGGUGCUGGACCUCUCUAACAACAAGCUCAGGGAGAUCCCCUCCGAUCUGAGCGACUGCCCCAAGCUAAAGGAGAUCAACUUCAAAGGCAACAAGUUGAGCGACAAACGGCUGGAGAAGAUGGUCAACGGCUGCCAGACCAAGUCCAUCCUCGAAUACCUCAGAGGAAAAGGAAAAGGAAGACAGGGAGAGGAAGGAGCCGAUGCCGUCGGGGGUCGCAAGGCGGACAAGGGGAAAAGGCAGCAGAAGAAGAAGAAGGUGGCAGAUGACCAAGAUGAGCUGGAGGAACUGAACAAGAUGGUGGUGAAGGUUCUCCACGUUUCGGACAGUCCUACUGCGCUCUCAGUCACAGUGAGUGCAGAGGUGAAAGAUGUUCGACCCUACCUGGUGUGCUGCGUGGUCACAGGCAUGAACCUAAAGCCUGGGAACGCUCUCAAACGGUUCCUGCUGGCUCAGACAAAGCUUCAUGAUGACCUGUGUGGUAAGAGGACCACCGCAACCAUUGCAACUCAUGAUGUGCAGCUCAUCAAAGCUCCCCUGAUGUAUGAUGUCAAACCGCCGACCCAGCUGAAGGUUGUGUCGCUGGGUCGGAAGGAGAUGACGGCCGUCGAGCUGAUAAGACAACUUCAGCUCGAGGCCGACGAGCUGAGGAAGCAGAAGAAGAGGCAGAACGUCACUGGCCUCCACAAAUACUUGCAGCUUCUGCAGGGAAAAGCCAUGUAUCCCUGCCUAGUGGAUGCAGAGGGACAUGUGAUCUCAUUCCCACCUAUUACCAACAGUGAGAGAACCAAGAUCAAGAAGACGACCAAGGAGUUGUUCUUGGAGGUGACGAGCUCUGCCAGCCUGCAGACCUGUAAAGAUGUUAUGGACGCUCUGAUUGUAAAAAUGGCAGAGUUGAACAAGUUCACGGCGGAGCAUCGGGAGGAGGCGGGGUCAGAUGGGGAGGGCGACGGCCCACAAGACCCGGCCGCCAGCAGUGAGCCCUCCAGUGAACUGAUUGUGCAGCAGGUCCGCACGGUGGACCAGGACGGAAACCUGAAAGUUGUCUACCCGUCAAAGACCGACCUGUGCAACGACAUCAGCAACCUGAACGUCAUUUGGUAGAAGUUGUUGUAAAUAACCUCUGAUAAUAACACUCAUUCAUAUGAAGUCAUUUUAAAAGAUUAAGAUUGUGGGACAUUAAGGCUAAGGUUUGACAACAUACAACUAAAUUACAUCCUUCUACUUCAGGGAGCACAGGAAAUCUGAUCAUAAAGGAUUUGUUUGUGAUUGAAGCAUUGCUUGUUGGCCAAUGAGUUUGGAAAGCUUUCUGAAAGCAAGAUCAAUAUGUCAGAAAUGUACGAUUAAAUAUACUUAUUUUGUAUUAUUUACAAACUGAAGACCAGUUGUCUGUACUGAAAAGUAAAUUUGUUCAACUCA